UCCUCGUUGUUUGUUCUAGUGGGAGCUGGGCAAACUGUAGGACUGUGAUUAAUUAGCGGCGGUGGUUCCAUCUGAGGUGAACGACAAAGCGUUGUUGUCCGUAAUCUCGCUGCACUUUAACUGGGUGUUGUGCUGUGUCUGUCAGUACUGUUCCUCCUCCGAGCUGAGCCGUUCCAUAAAAGCUCCUUGUUCUUGGCCAGUGCUACUCCAGCGCCGCGAAGGUGACAGAGCAAAGAUGAAGCUUUUAUUUUUAAGCAUCUUCAGCCUGUUUGUUUUAACAUCCUUUGACCAAGCCGACUCAUCUUACUAUGACAAAAUAUUGAUGCAUAGUCGUAUAAGAGCAAAGAAAAAGGGACCUAAUAUGUGCGCCCUUCAGCAAGUGUCCGGCACUAAAAAGAAGUACUUCAGCACUUGCAGAAACUGGUAUCGCAAGUCCAUCUGCGGCAGGAAAACGAUCACCCUGUAUGAAUGCUGCCCAGGAUACAUGACUCUUGAAGGACUAAAUGGGUGCCCUGCAGCUGCCCCUAUUGAUCACGUCUACGGUACUUUGAGCAUUGUGGGUGCCACAGAAACAAAGACUUAUGCAGAUAGAUCCGAACUGAAAAAAGAGAUUGAAGGAGCAGGAACUUACACAUUGUUUGCACCAAGUAACGAUGCCUGGAAUUCGCUGGAAUUUGAGAUACGUGACGCACUGCUAAGCAAUGUGAAUAUUGAACUCCUCAAUGCUUUACACUACCACAUGGUGAAUUACCGCUUAUUAACUAAGAAUAUGAAGAAUGGAAUGACCGUGACCUCAAUGUACAAUGACCUCGGGAUUCUCGUCAAUCAUUAUCCAAAUGGGGUUGUUACAGUGAACUGUGCCAGAAUAAUUUAUGCAAAUCAAAUUGCAACUAAUGGCAUCGUACAUGUAAUUGACCGAGUUAUUAGGUCGGUCACUAAUACCCUAGAAGAAGUCAUUGAAAAUACUGACGAGCUUCGAACUUUUAGGACUGCUGUAGCUGAUUCAGGGUUGUUUGAAACCCUUAGCAAAAGUGGCUAUUACACAAUCUUUGCUCCAACCAAUGAAGCCUUUGACAAGCUUCCACAAGAAGUUCUAGAACGCAUUACGAAAGACCCCGUGGCACUGCAAGCUCUAAUAAAUUACCACAUUCUUGACUCAGUCCAGUGUUCAGAAGCUAUCAUGUAUGGGUCAUCAUACACAACCUUGGAAGGAUCGAAUAUAGAGAUUGGAUGUGAGGGUGAUAGUCUGACUAUUAAUGGACAUCGGAUGGUAAAUCGUAAAGACAUUGUGACAACCAAUGGUGUGAUCCACUUAAUUGAUGAAGUGCUGAUUCCCGAUGCAGCUAAGCAGGUUCUUGAAUUGACAAGCAGCAAGCAAUCAAUAUUCCAUGACUUUCUGAUAAAAACUGGAAUUUCUGCUGCUUUCACUAAAGGAGUCUACACCUUAUUUGUUCCUUUCAAUGAAGCCUUCACUGAGGAAAUUAGGAGCUAUGAACAGCGAUAUCUGAAAAAGAUCCUACAAAAUCAUAUUCUGAAAACAAAAGUGGUCCUCAAUGAGUUGUACGAUGGACAAACACUAAGGACAAUUGGAGGGAAUUACCUCAGAGUUUUUGUCUACCGCACUGCAGUUUGCAUCGAGAAUUCUUGCAUGUACCGCGGCAGUAGGGAAGGAAGAAAUGGCGUAUUGCACUCAAUAAAAACGGUCAUUAUUCCUGCACAGAAGUCAAUUGUGAAAAUUCUGAGAGAGGAUCCUCGCUUUAGCAUUUUCCUGCGUCUCGUAGACGCUGUCGGGUUGACUGAAGUAUUCAAGGAAGGAGGAGAUUGGACGGUAUUCGUUCCAACCAAUGAGGCAUUUGCCAGCCUUUCAGAACAUGAGAUAAAUGAAUUGAUAAGAGACAAAAAUGCUCUCGAGCAGAUCAUAUCUUAUCACUUCCUGAAAGGAGUUUACAUUGGAGGAGGCAUUGAAACUGGAGUCACAAAUGUGAUGAAGUCAUGGCAGGGCAGCACAGUCAUGGUGAAACUGCUGAACAACACACUGACGGUGAAUGGCAUGAAGACCAAGCAAUCCGAUCUUAUGGCCAAUAAUGGUGUUAUUCAUGUAGUCAACACUUUACUCUUUCCAAAAGAUCUGCCUGUUACAAGUAACAAUUUGAAGACAAUUCUCUCAAAACUAAUCAGGACUAUAGAGAUACAGUUUGUCCCAAGUUAUACCUACACCAGGAUCGAUCUGCCCAUUGUCACUCGUGUUAUUAAGGUCAUACAACCAGAUAUCACAGAGAUUGGAUCAAGCUUAACCAGAGAAGUGAUUCCGUAUGAAACUAAGGUCACAGAAAUUACAAGAGUUGUUACAUCUAAACCAGAAAUAAAAGUAUUUAGUGGAAAGGUCAUUCAAAGCGGAACGAGUGAUGCUGAUGCUAUGGCCCUUUCCAAACUUAUUGAAGGAGGAACACAGUACAGCAAGGUCACCAAGAUAAUAGAGGGUGAUCACAAAAUACUUGAGGAUGAAGAAGUCAAAAAACUCCUUCACGGAGUGUCAGGAAGGACUGAACAUACUGUGAGACUGGUUUCAGCGUUAAGAGGGGCAAGGAGUGCAAUGAAGAGGAUCCCAAAAAAGAAGUUACAGGGUUAAAGAAGAAAUGAAAUUUUUGCUUUGAAAACGAAGGACAUCCAACCAAAGAAGAAGAUCAUAAGUUUGAGGCUUAGCCUAUAACAACCUCAGAUGAGAAGAAUGUCAAGUUUUGCACAUGUCACAAAAUUCCCAUCAGAUUCACAUGAAUGUUGAAUAACAAAAACAAAUAUAUGAAAUUAUCAAUUUCCCUGUGUUUUGCAAUUAUAUUAUGGUAUGUUUUAGAAAUAAAAUUGGUUAGGUUCUAGAGGCUUUUCAUUGGAACUAUUGGAAAAUUAAAUCAGGGAUAUUCGAAAAUGUAAAAUGUGUAAUUUACUAAAUAGUGAUGUUUUUGUAACACCUCCAGUUAAUAGCAGUCAUUUUCUUCUGUCAAUUAAAAUGUGUCCUAUCUGAAAAAGUCAUAUCUUCCAGUUUUAACAGUGGUAGGAUAUUCAUAAGCAUGGCAGGAAUCUGAACAAGAACAUAUCGAAAGUUUGUUUUUCUCAUAUAUUUGUUUCCACUUUUGAAGCCGGGCUUAAUAAGAGCAGAUAGGAAACUAGCUAAUGUAUUGAAACCGAUAUCCUGCAAAUGUAAGUUUCAAAGCUAAUGUCAUUGCUUGCUCUAGUGUAUCUAAGGGUUAUUUCUGACAUGCAUUUUGUAUUAAGGCAUAAAAAGCUUUGCAAUUCACAAACACAGAUUCAGAUUGUCUGUACUUUUAUAAAUUGAAUUGAAUUAAUAUUUUUUCAAACUUUUUCUAUAAAAGUUCUGUAUCAAUGAAAACUUGUUCUUUCUUUCCUGCAUUUUGCAGAUUGAAUCCUGCCAUGAUGCCACUUUAGAAAACCAUCUUAAAAAUGGCUAAAAAUUUACAGAAAAUAUGCUGAAAUUGGUGCUUUCUUUUGUACUUUCUUUUAGAAACAAUUAUUCAUUAAAGAAUAUUUCCUCAUG
This is a messenger RNA of Hypanus sabinus (Atlantic stingray), 3550 nucleotides long. Its product is annotated as periostin-like. Bases 236 to 2629 code for a protein of 797 amino acids. Gene Ontology annotation, biological process: cell adhesion; extracellular matrix organization. Lineage: Eukaryota; Metazoa; Chordata; Chondrichthyes; Myliobatiformes; Dasyatidae. The transcript has 22 exons. Gene Ontology annotation, cellular component: extracellular matrix. Gene Ontology annotation, molecular function: cell adhesion molecule binding. The record is from RefSeq and is a predicted model, not a curated record.